Molecule: messenger RNA, 1381 nt
Organism: Paramecium sonneborni
Lineage: Eukaryota; Ciliophora; Oligohymenophorea; Peniculida; Parameciidae
Source: the annotation of a GenBank genome assembly
AUGAAAUAAUAAUAACAACUUAAAGGAAUACCAAAUAUCAGAUCUCAAUAUUAUGUUGCAGCUUAAGCUUUAAAUUCUUAAUUAUCAUCUAAGAUAAGCAAGACUAAAUCAAGUUAUAUAGAUGAUUCUAAUAAAAGUAUAUAUGUAGAUAAAAAUAAUUUAGUAAAAGAUUACUCAUAUUUUUAAUUAUCAACGUAGAAAACAUAACCAAAAAGUACAGCUAAAAGAGUAAAUGUAAGUUUAGAUCAACCAAAACCAGAUGAUUCAACAAUAUUACCUCCAUUAAGAAAAGAAAUAUUAAGAUCAAGAUAAUCAUAACCUACAGUCACAAAAAGUAAGUAAUAAUAAAGAAAUAAUUCACCACUUCUUCCAUUAGAGAGUAUCCCUGUAAUAGAACCAUCAAAGAUUUCUUAAAAAAAUAUCGGAAUAGUAUCAUCAUAUGCAGCAAACACUCAUUAAGGUCUAGUUAGAUAAUAUAACGAAGAUAGAGUUUCUAUAAUUUUAAAUUUAAUGAGACCUAAUUCUAAUACAAAUUCAGGAUAUUGGCCAUAGAGUUCAUUUUUUGCAGUUUAUGAUGGUCAUGGUGGACCGUAAUGUGCAGAUUUUAUGAGAGACAAUUUACAUUAAUAUGUAUUAAAAUAAUAUGAUAUUGAAUAGAUUAUUAAAGAAGAUUGUUUUCCAAAUAAUCCUAAAUUAGCAAUUGAAAGAGGAGUAUAAAAAGCAGAAAAAACUUAUUUAGAAAUGGCUGAUUAAAAAGUAUUAGAUAAAUCUGGAUGUUGUGCAGUAUUUGCUUUAUUUGUUGAUAAUAAUUGUUAUGUUGCUAACAUAGGUGAUUCUAGAGCAAUUAUUUCACAAGGUGGAAAAGGUAAAUCAAUAACAAUUGAUCAUAAACCUUCAACAUAAGAAGAAUAAUAAAGAAUUAAUAAAUUUGGAGGAUAAAUUUAUUAAACAUAAAUAUAAUAAUUAAAUGGUGAAAUUUAAUUAGGACCUCAUAGAGUUUUACCUGGUAGAUUAGCUGUUUCAAGAACAUUUGGAGAUGCUGAAGCUAAAUUAACUAAAUAUGGAGGAAUUCCUAAUGUUAUAUCAUCAGAACCUGAUAUUUUUUAGUUAUAAAUUACUGAUUAAGAUUUUCUUAUUUUAGCAUGUAAUUUUUUCAUUUGAUUAAGGUGAUGGUAUAUAUGAUAAAAUGAGUACCGAAGAAGUUAUAUAAUGCGCUUGGAAUGUUUAAACAUCUAAUAUUCAUAUUUUUGGAGGAAAAGCCGUAGAAGCCAUUAUGAGAAUGUCAUUAUAAAGAAAAACUUUUGACAAUAUAACAGCUGUCUUUAUUGGAUUUCCUUAACUAGAAAAAAAGUUAAAAAAUAAAACAUAAAUUUAACAAUGA